CCAUUUUGGCGCAUAAUCCCGGCGUCUUCAUCGCGAUUUUUGCGCAUUUUGGCAAUCAGUUCUAGAUCGCAAACAUGUCCAAGAAGUUGAAUACAAGUGUGGGAGGAACACCCACAAAUACGUUGUUUAAUUAUUUCAGCAAGUCACCGGCUGUCGACAAGAAGAAGUUGACACCGAGCUCAAAAAUAGAGGGAGAUACCACAGAAAAGGAGAAUCUCAAGAACCAGCAGUCAAAAGAAGAGCAACCAAAGGAUUCCAAAGCAAAGGAUAGCAAACCAGCAGCCAAAAGAAAACUACCCAUUUCCGGAGGCUCCGAUGAUGAAGCUGUCAAUGGCCAGCGCAAGCGGAAACGCAUCGUUCAGCCGGAAACCGACAGCGAACCGGAAAUGGAUGAGACCAAAUCAGAGGACGACUUCUCCGCUGGUGAAUCCGACUACGAACCGGAUGCCAAAGAAGCAAGCGACGAUAGCGUCAGCAGCGGGGAAGAAGAGCUGUCGCCCAGCGAGAAUGACACGGCCGUGGACAGUCCUACGCCCAAGAAAUCGCGUAAAAAGUCCAAAAUCCUAAACAACAACAACAACGAACCCUUGAGCAAAAAGGUCAAGUUGGAAACAUCUGUCCAGCUGGCCGAAGGUUCUACCUUCCAAGAGAAACUCAAGAAUCUACAAAGCAAUGCCAAGAAAGAUGCUUCAUACGAUGACAUAGUGACCACCACUUCUACUCUGGAUGAACCUGUGGUGUGGCCACACCAGAAACUCGAGUUUCUGCAGCCGGACAAGAUCAAGGACAAGGCGGGAAGGCGGCCGGAUCACCCGGACUACGAUAAGAGCACCCUCCAUGUGCCGGAAAAGUUCCUCAAUGGUCUAUCGCCAGGAGUUCGCCAGUGGUGGGUUCUCAAAUCGGACAACUAUGAUUGCGUUUUGUUCUUCAAAGUUGGCAAGUUCUAUGAACUGUAUCACAUGGAUGCGGAUGUGGGCGUCAAUGAGCUGGGCUUCACCUACAUGCGUGGUGAAUUUGCGCACUCCGGUUUCCCGGAGAUAUCCUUCGACAAAAUGUCCACCGUUCUCAUAGACAGAGGAUACAAAGUUGCUCGCGUGGAGCAAACUGAAACCCCAGACAUGAUGACCGAACGUUGCAAGCGAAUUAAGGCCACAAAAUUCGAUAAAGUGGUGGCCCGCGAGAUCUGUCAGAUUACAAAUCGUGGCACCCAGGUCUUUGGGUCACAAUGCAGGAUCGGCCCAAACCAUCAGCCAAACUAUAUGCUCGCAUUGGUGGAACAGGAUGAGGGCACUUGGAGUCGGUUCGGUGUGUGCUUCAUUGACACCACAAUUGGCGACUUCCAUUUGGGUGAGUUCGAGGACGACAAAAACUGUUCCCGGCUUCUAACACUGCUCUCGCAUCACAUGCCUGUGCUGCUCCUCAGCGAGAAAUCCGCUUUUAGCCAACGUUCGCAGCAAAUUGUCCGCACUGUGUUGGGUGGAAUCCUAAAAGAGCAAGUGCCAAGCAAUGGAUCGCAAGCCUGUAAUGCAGAAAAGACCCUGAAACUUUUGGCUGAGCGCUACUAUGCAGGAAAUGGAUCCGAUGACAACUGGCCUUUGGUUCUGCGCACCAUGCAGUCGGAUGUGGAUCAUUUGGGUCUCACACCCAACGAUAACUACAAGCUGGCUUUGAAAGCGCUUGGCGAGUGCAUCUUCUUCAUUCACAAAUGCAAGCUGGAGCCAAAAGUGAUGCCAAUGGCACGCUAUCAGCUAUAUGUGCCACCGGAUCAGCUGGCUGAUGCCAAGCCGGCCGUGGCCUCCACUUUGAGGCGUUCCCACAUGGUGCUGGAUGCAACUACUUUGUCAAACCUGCGAAUUAUUGGCGAGGAUCAUAGCCUGUACUCCACUUUGGAUCACUGCUGCACGAAGUUUGGAAAGCGACUGCUACACCACUGGCUUUGUGCUCCGAGUUGCGAUGUGGCGGUGAUCAAGGAGCGACAAGAUGCCAUUGGCGAACUGAUUCGAAUGAGCAGCGAGCUGCAGGAAAUGCGUGCCCUUCUUGCACCCAUGCCGGAUUUCGAGCGAAAUUUGGCUCAGAUUCACCUAUUCGGGAACAAGCAAAUUAAGCAGAUGGAUCACCCAGACUCCCGGGCCAUUCUCUUCGAGGAAAAACUAUACAACAAGCAGAAGCUUGUGGGCUUCAUGGCCGUUCUUAAGGGAUUUAAUGCUCUGACUAAAUUACCUUUGAUGUUUCAUCAAUGUGAGUCGGAUUUGCUAAAGAGAAUAACCCAACUACCUGAGUCUGGAGGAACGUUUCCCGAUCUUAGCAACGAGCUUAAAUACUUUGCCACUGCUUUCGAUCAUGAAGCAGCGGCCAAAACUGGAGUGAUUGCUCCCCAAGCCGGAAUGGAUGCCGAGUAUGAUUCGGCAAUGGAUUCAAUAAACGAGGUUGAGCAACGCCUGAAGACCUAUCUCGUGGAGCAGGAGCGCCACUUCGGUUGUCGCAUCACCUAUUUUGGCAGCGACAAGAAACGUUACCAGUUGGAUGUGCCCGAAACCCAUGCCAACAAGGCCAAUAAGUCCUACACCUUGGAGGGACAAACGAAGGGCAAGAAGCCCUCACGUCGCUACACCACCGCUGAAACUCGAGCUUUGCUCAAGGAUAUGCAGCAGGCCGAGGAUACAAGGAACAUGGUGCUCAAGGACUUGGCGCGUCGCCUUUUCGAGAAGUUCUCCAACCACUACGACCAAUGGAAGCAAUGCAUCGACUGCGUGGCCAACUUGGAUGUCCUGGGCUCCCUGGCGGAGUACGCCGGCCAACAGAUGGUCAUCUGUGUGCCAGAGCUGGUCUCUGGUGUGGAGCAGCCUUUUAUCCAGCUGGAGGAGGGCUAUCAUCCUUGUGUAAAUGCUUCUACUUACAUACCCAAUGGCCUGGAAUUGGGCACGGAAUCGGAGGCGCCGCUUUCUCUGCUAACAGGUCCAAAUAUGGGCGGCAAGAGCACGCUGAUGAGGGAACUCGGUCUGCUGGUGAUCAUGGCACAAAUUGGUGCUCACAUUCCCGCUGCCAGCUGUCGUCUUUCGUUGGUGGAUAGAAUCUUCACGCGACUAGGUGCCCAAGAUGAUAUUCUUGCUGGACACAGUACCUUCCUCGUGGAGCUGAACGAAACCUCUCUCAUUCUCAAGCACGCCACACGCCAUUCGCUUGUGUUGCUCGACGAAUUGGGCAGAGGAACUGCCACCUACGAUGGCACAGCCAUCGCUGCCUCUGUGGUCAACUUCCUGGCCAAUCUCAAGUGUCGCACUCUCUUCUCCACCCAUUACCACAAUCUUAUUGAUUUCUUCCACAACGACAAGAGAAUUACGCUGGGACACAUGGCUUGCAUGGUGGAGAACGAAGACAAUGCCGAUCCCACACAAGAAACUGUCACGUUCCUUUACAAAUACACAGCUGGUGCCUGUCCCAAAUCGUAUGGUUUUAAUGCAGCCAAAUUAGCUGGAAUGCCGCAAGGAAUAAUUAAGCGGGCUUAUGAGCUUUCAAAGAAAGUUGAAGCCAUUGCACUGCAACGUAAAAUUACGGCAAAGAUCGUAGCUGCCACGGCAGGAAAGAAUGAUUCCAAAAAGGAGAAAUUAAACGCACUUAAAGAAUUACUUGUGCAGCUGAAAAUGUGCCAUGUUUAAGAUGCUCAGAUUUUUAAGUAUUAUAAAUGAAUGCAUGAAUGUUCUAUUAAUGAAUACAUGCGCCAUCCCCAGUUACUAUUACUUUUCACAUUUCAUUUGAAGUCCAGGAAUCAUUAGAAAUAACUUACUAUUAGUUGCCACUGUUUAAUUCUUGUUUAUUAUAAUUAUUAUUUUUUUGUAUCACAGUAAAAAUUAAAAUUGAAACAAGUUCACAAUCAAAAUACACACAC
Drosophila ficusphila is the source of this 3886-nucleotide messenger RNA. It is a transcript of the gene Msh6, whose product is annotated as probable DNA mismatch repair protein Msh6. Bases 75 to 3656 code for a protein of 1193 amino acids. Gene Ontology annotation, molecular function: ATP-dependent DNA damage sensor activity; mismatched DNA binding; ATP binding. The transcript is spliced from 5 exons. NCBI's taxonomy places the organism in Eukaryota, Metazoa, Arthropoda, Insecta, Diptera, Drosophilidae. Gene Ontology annotation, cellular component: nucleus; MutSalpha complex. The record is from RefSeq and is a predicted model, not a curated record. Gene Ontology annotation, biological process: mismatch repair.